Messenger RNA from Macrobrachium nipponense, 1202 nucleotides. It is a transcript of the gene Ing5, whose product is annotated as inhibitor of growth protein 4-like. The record is from RefSeq and is a predicted model, not a curated record. Lineage: Eukaryota; Metazoa; Arthropoda; Malacostraca; Decapoda; Palaemonidae. Gene Ontology annotation, biological process: regulation of DNA-templated transcription. Bases 168 to 890 code for a protein of 240 amino acids. Gene Ontology annotation, cellular component: nucleus. The transcript has 6 exons.
UUUUAGUUGGCGUCCACCAGUAGCCAACACUGCUAGCUACGUCCUUUCUCUCCUACAGCUACAGUAGUUGGGGGCCAUCAAAUCUGCCGCUGCUGUGAUCGCUUCAAGCAUUUCCAUUGUUUGAUAAACUACAAAAGCAGAGAUUGUUCAGUCGAGUUGCGGUUAAUAUGGAAAGCUUAGAAAAUCUUCCAACAGAGCUGCAGCGUAAUUUCCACCUAAUGAGAGAUCUUGAUCAACGUUCUCAGGAUGUCAUGAAAAAUAUUGACCAGAUUGCUGAUGAAUAUUUACUCAACAUUAAAAAUUUAAGUCCAGAGAAGCGUUCUGAACAAACGGGCAAGAUACAAAAAAUGUUUAAUCGUGCCAAAGAAUACAGCGAUGAUAAAGUUCAACUAGCAAUUCAGACUUAUGAAUUGGUUGAUAAACACAUUCGAAGGCUGGAUUCAGAUUUAGCUAAGUUUGAAGCCGAAAUUAAGGAAAAAGCUCUCAAUAAUAAUAAAAAAGAAGAGGAGACCAGCACUAAAAAGAAAGGGCGAAAGAAAAAGGAGGACAAAGGGAAAAACAAGAGAAAGGGUAAUCAGUCUGAUGAAGAAGAAGCCCCACCGAAACCAGGUCGCAAGAAACAGAAAAAGAAAGUUGAAACAGAAUCUGCUAUUGCAUCUGUACUCCCUGGCCUGUCAAUUGCACAUCCAUCAGACGUACUGGACAUGCCUGUGGAUCCCAAUGAACCCACGUACUGUCUCUGCCAUCAAGUGUCGUAUGGAGAGAUGAUUGCCUGUGAUAAAAUGGAUUGUCCAAUAGAGUGGUUCCAUUUUGCAUGUGUUGGAUUGACAACAAAGCCCAAAGGAAAGUGGUAUUGUCCGAAAUGUUCGACGGAGAGAAAGAAGAAAUAAUAACAAGAAGAAUAAUAUAGGCAGGCAGUUGUGAUAUUUAUUUUUAUCGAGAUAUAAUUAAAAGGAAUAGUUUUGUUACAAAUGGGAAUUUUUUAUUGUCAUUUUACUAAAUUGAAAUGAUCUUAUUUGAUAUAUAUAUAUGUAAAUGGAUAGCAUAUCCAUAGCACAAUAAAAAAAAAUUUAAUAGGGUUUCUAGAGCACUCUUAAAGAAAUUUAAUAAUCUUUUUUGGAGCAGAACAAGUUUUAAAUUAUUUAAGACAUUUCAAUUUUGUAUCCGUUAAAUGAUAGACAUAGAAUAAAUUUUUUUUAAGA